UUCACACACACACACUUCAGCACUUCAGCACUUCAGCCCCAGCAGACAUGUCAGUCUCUCUCUGGUGUGAGGAGGAACCUCAGAGGACGUCGGUCCGAGCGUCGUUCGACCCCAACGCGUCCGGCCUCAGGGUCAUCGAGAGACUGCUGCACUCCGAGGAGAGAUACGUCCCGUCUGCCCUCUACGUCUCCCUCGUCCAGAGAGAACCCAAACGGAGAGAGGAACUCGCCAAGUGGACGCUCGAGGUGUGCUGUGAUUGUGGGUGUGACGAGGCCGUGUUUCCUCUGGCCGUCUCUCUGCUGGAUCGCUACUUGUCCUCCACGCUGUCCCUCCCGUCUCCCACAUGUCUCGCCGCCGCCUGCGUCCUCGUGGCGUCCAAACUGACGGAGAGCGAGACGGUCACGGCGCAUGCGCUGUGCGCUUCCGCCGAGUACGACUUCAUCUCGUCCGACCUGCGCGAAAUGGAGCGAGUGGUGCUGGGAACGCUGCGCUGGGACGUGGCUGGCGUCACCCCUCAGGACUUCAUCCCUCACUUCCUGACGUGUUUGGAGGAGCUGAUGGGGGACGCAGAGGACAGUGGCGAUCUUGUGUCUACGCUCAGACGCCACGGGGACACGCUGGCUGCCAUGUGCGUGUGCGACUCUCGCUUUUUAGGAACUCGUCCAUCUCUAGUAGCUGCUGCCACCCUCAACUCUGCCCUCCGAGGACUGGAGGCCAAGAGGAGGUGGGAGAUGAGUCAUGUGACCAGCACGCUGGCUGCGCUGUGUUGCAGUGACCCGGCCGUGCUGCAGGUCUACAGCGAGAUGAUCGAGGAUGCUCUCAGGGAACGACUGAGGAAUGGCCGAGGGCAGGAUGACAAGGAGGACGGGAAGAACGGAGGGAUGGAGGAUGAGAGAUCGAGCACGCCGACUGACCUGAGAGAAAUCGACUUUUAAAACAAAUCUCAGAAAGCGCACACGUCCGCCAUCUUCCUCCUCCUCCACCACCACCACCAUCAUCAGUGAAACUGAUGUAAACUUCUCAAUGCUGCAUAAAAAUGUUAUUUUAAAUAUCACAAUUUUAUUUAUUUUAUUUAAUAAUUGUCGUUAUUUAUUUCUUCGUUCCUCCGAGGUGUUACGUUCUGACAGAUUUGUUUAUCGUGAUUUAGUUUUUUUGUUUGUAUGUGGAUUUUCUUUUUAUAGUGUGUGCAAUUUUUUUAAUCUGCAUGAAUUUCUACCUAAUAUUAUGUACCGUUUAUUUAUUAAUGAUCUUUAUUCGUUAUUUAUUCAUGCGUGUGAUGUUAUUUUAAUUUAUUCGGAUUUUCUUUUUGUUUACUAUGUAAGA
Silurus meridionalis is the source of this 1323-nucleotide messenger RNA. It is a transcript of the gene ccndx, whose product is annotated as cyclin Dx. The transcript has 4 exons. Gene Ontology annotation, molecular function: cyclin-dependent protein serine/threonine kinase regulator activity. The coding region runs from base 48 to 935 and encodes 295 amino acids. Gene Ontology annotation, cellular component: nucleus; cyclin-dependent protein kinase holoenzyme complex; cytoplasm. Gene Ontology annotation, biological process: positive regulation of G1/S transition of mitotic cell cycle; regulation of cyclin-dependent protein serine/threonine kinase activity; mitotic cell cycle phase transition. Lineage: Eukaryota; Metazoa; Chordata; Actinopteri; Siluriformes; Siluridae. The record is from RefSeq and is a predicted model, not a curated record.